CUGACCAACGCCGGGAACUGCCUGCGCUCGGCCAAGGCCGCGGAGCUGUCCCGGGCGCUGGGGCUGCAGGUGUCUCCGGAGCAGGUGGUCCUGUCGCACAGUCCCCUGCAGCUCUUCAGCCGCUUCCACCACCGGUGCAUGCUGCUGGCCGGGCAGGGGCCCGUGGAGGAGAACGCCCGCAACCUGGGGUUCAAGCAUGUGGUCACCAUAGAGGCCCUGAGGAAAGCAUAUCCCCUGUUGGACAUGGUGGAUCAGAGCCGGAGGCCCAAAGAACUGCCUCCUCCAACCACUGGCUUCCCCACUAUAGAAGGGGUGAUUCUGUUCGGUGAGCCAGUGAGGUGGGAGACAAGCCUGCAACUUAUUACUGAUGUGCUCUUGAGCAAUGGGAACCCUGGUGCAGAGCUGCGAGAUGUACCAUACCCCCAUCUGCCUAUCCUUGCCUGCAACAUGGAUCUCCUGUGGAUGGCUGAAGCCAAGAUGCCCAGGUUUGGCCAUGGCACUUUCCUUCUCUGCUUGGAGAACAUCUACAAGAAGGUGACAGGCAAGGAACUGAAGUAUGAGGCCUUGAUUGGCAAACCCAGCACAGUCACCUACCGCUAUGCCGAGUACUUGAUAAAGCAGCAGGCAGAGAAGCAGGGCUGGAAGGGUCCCAUCCAACGCCUCUAUGCAGUUGGGGAUAACCUUAUGUCUGACAUCUAUGGGGCAAACCUCUACAACAACUACCUGAAGUCAGCUCACCAGAACCAGGUCCAGGCUGGCGUGAAGAGGAGCCCACAGGCAGCUGGUCCCCAAACUGAGGAUUACCUUGAGCUGAGGAAGGACUGCAACAAUUCAGUGGAGAGCUGUGUGUCGAUUCUGGUCUGCACUGGGGUUUACCGCCACGAUGCCAAUGCUCCCAGGAAAAGGGAGGAGUGUACGGCGCAGACAGUGUUCCACGGCCAUCGGGACCUCUGCUUCGACCCCAGCCUGAUGGAGCCAUCUUACAUAGUGCAGGAUGUGAAUGAAGCUGUGCAGCUUGCUUUCAAGAAUGAGAACUGGAGCUAG
Molecule: messenger RNA, 1044 nt
Organism: Acanthisitta chloris (rifleman)
Lineage: Eukaryota; Metazoa; Chordata; Aves; Passeriformes; Acanthisittidae
Gene: HDHD5
Product: cat eye syndrome chromosome region, candidate 5
Exons: 7
Biological process (GO): glycerophospholipid biosynthetic process
Cellular component (GO): mitochondrion
Source: RefSeq, a predicted model, not a curated record